GACUCACCCGGAAGGAGAAGCCGGGGUCGGGCUAUAGGGUUCGGUGCUGGUGGUGUCGCUGUAGAGAGCUGCUGCUGCUGCUCUCAGGAGCCAGCCCGGAUCAUUUGUUGGCAGUACAUAUUGGCUGAAGUCAGUUUUCAUUUCAAGAUGUUCUCUUCACAUGUGCUUUUGGUGUAGGAUGUUGGAGAACCAAGAGCCGGAGGAGGUGAUCACAGUUCGAGUUCAGGACCCCAGGGUGCAGAAUGAAGGCUCCUGGAACUCUUACGUGGAUUACAAGAUAUUCCUCCAUACGAACAGCAAGGCCUUUACUGCCAAGACCUCCUGUGUGCGCCGGCGCUACCGUGAGUUUGUGUGGCUGAGGAAGCAGCUACAGAGGAACGCGGGCUUGGUACCUGUACCAGAACUUCCUGGGAAGUCCACUUUCUUUGGCGGCUCUGAUGAGUUUAUUGAGAAGCGACGUCAAGGUCUCCAGCAUUUCCUGGAAAAGGUCCUGCAGAGCGUGGUUCUUCUGUCAGACAGUCAGUUGCAUCUUUUCCUCCAAAGCCAGCUCUCCGUGCCCGAGAUUGAAGCCUGUGUCCAGGGCCGGGGCUCCAUGACUGUGUCUGACGCCAUUCUUUCCUAUGCUAUGUCGAACUGUGGCUGGGCCCAGGAGGAGAGGCAGAGCUCCUCUCACCUGGCUAAAGGAGACCAACUUAACAGUUGCUGCUUUCUUCCAAGAUCGGGGAGGAGAAGCUCCCCUUCGCCGCCUCUGAGUGACGAGAAGGACCACUUAGAAACGUGGGCUCCAGUGAUCGACUCUGAGGGCCCGUCCUUAGAAAGCCCCAUGCUGCCACCCAGCUCCUCACCAGCCUGCUGCGAUCCUGCAAGACCUGAUGAGGGACUCUCUGUGUCCCAGCCUGCAGGCAGGGCUGUGGCAGGGGACCAUGCUGUGCCUUUGGAUCCUGGUCAGCUAGACACAGCGUGGGGAAGGUGAGCUGUGGCUGCUCUCCAUGUUCUCCUGCGUGGCAGAGACGGUGCAGGCCGCAGUCACAUUCAGGUGGGAUUGGGGACAGGGCAGGUGUAGGGGAAGUCAGGCCAUUGAGCGUCUUCCAGUCAGAUCUACUCAGGUUUGUUAUGCAGAGGUUGUGGCUGCCCGCUAUAUCUCUCCCUGGGAAAAACGCCACACUGGAGUUUGUGAGUUAAACACAGGGCCCACAAGCUGUUGGCUUUAAAUAGAACUGUAUUUACUUUCCCAGGAGGUGAGAUUCUUCAGGUGUUUGUUUAAAGAGAACUGCCAUGGGUGAAUGGUUGGGGAACCCCUUCAUGACAGAUUUUUAGCUGCCAUAUUGAACAUUGUCCCAACAGAAAGUUUCUAUUGUUCUCUUCCCUGCUUGGCAGACUUCAGUUUUUGCUCCAGCCCCUGGAGCAUCUUGGCUGUGGGAGGCUGACCUCUUGCCUGCCUGCCUUCUUGUGUGGACAGAGUGCUAAAGAUGUGUUCCCCACCUCCUUGCCUUUCAGUAAAUGGCCCUGAUGUGACUGUUUGCUGAGGUUUCCAGCAUCUUCCAAGACCUUGCCUGGUUGAGUGGGGCCUAAGAUCUUGCAGGCAGUUAAAGCCUGUUCAGGCAAAGUGGUGGGCCACAGCUAGAGGGAAAGGAACGGGUCGGAGGUGGCUCUGGGCUGCCCAUCUUCUGCUUAGAAAGCAGAGCUGGUGUUUCUGCAGGGUUAAAGUGGUUUCCCUUUUUUAGAUCCUUUUCCUCUUUUAAUAACAACUCCUUGCCCCUAGGGCUUUGACUGCUAGGCCUUCUGCUGCUGUCCUGGGAAGCCGAAGUUCAGUCAGUGGGGCACACAGGCUUUGUUUCAGCCUGGAAGUGAGGGCUCUGGGGAUGGAGAUAAGGAGCCAUGAGCUGUCUGUCCUUCAGACAGUGCGAUUCCUGUCUCCUGCUGCUGAAAUCAGCUCUGCAGAGAACAGGGGCUGCUAGCUGGAGUACUAGGGUGGGCUGUGUGCCCAGCUCACCUUGUUGCUGCUGCUGCUCUGUUCUUGGUUUGUGUGUGUUUCUCUCCCUCUGGGCACCCACCCCAGUUGUGGGGUCUACCCCAGGUGUGGUACUACUGGCCUGCAUUGCGGGAUUGUCAUGGCAUUUAGUUCAGAGUUGAGGGGCUUUGGCCUGAAAUAAAAUGCAAGUAUUUAAGACUGUUGUUGCAAUUUGUGUCUAACAAGCUGUAGCAGGGAAGGAGGGAGUGAGAGCUGGCAGGAGUUACUUUCAUAAAUCAUAAAUUUAUCAGUGUGGAAAUACCGCUGUAGAACUGUGCGCGGAGCUCUCCUGCCUUGCGUGUGAGACUCAAGUUCACCACUGCAGGAGGGACGGUUUUCCAGAGAGCUAGGAUGCAGAUCUUCUCACAGAUCUGGGCAUGAACCUUGUUAGGUAUAAUUUACCUGAUGUUGCUUCCAUCUUCGAAGCCUGUCUGAGGUGCCAGGUGCUAAAAGAGAAAUAAAGUUUGUCAACAGGCA
This is a messenger RNA of Arvicanthis niloticus (Nile rat), 2488 nucleotides long. It is a transcript of the gene Snx11, whose product is annotated as sorting nexin 11. The record is from RefSeq and is a predicted model, not a curated record. Gene Ontology annotation, molecular function: phosphatidylinositol phosphate binding. Gene Ontology annotation, biological process: intracellular protein transport; vesicle organization. Gene Ontology annotation, cellular component: endosome. Lineage: Eukaryota; Metazoa; Chordata; Mammalia; Rodentia; Muridae.